AGUGUCAUCAUAGUGGAUCUCGCAAAAACUGAAAACAAUAAUAAAAAAAAAAGAAGAAAAAAAAAGAAGAAAAAGCAUGCUGCGUCUAGCAGAAGAAUAUCUCAGAAUAAAGUUCAGUUUAAUCAAACAUUCUAACAUAAAAAAAGUGCCGUGGAGAGUUCAUCUGAGUUCUGUAGUUAUCGCACAAAGGUUUGAGGAAAUCAAUGCUGCAAAUGUUCUGUAUUCAGUUGCACUGAUAGUCGCGCUCGAGGGUCGCAUUAGAUUCUGCAUGUCUCCUUUUCAAAGGGCUGAUAGUGGCUCCUCCCUCUCUGAACCUUGUGACAACAACAACUCAUCCACAGAACAGAGUCACACUUUUCUGCUAAUUUUCUUCGUCAUUCUCUCUCAAUCUUUCACAGAGCCUUAAUUUCCCCACGGCAACUCUCCUCGUGCACUCGCGCAUCGGCGGAGGGCUCUUCGGUGGAUGUCUUCUUCUUUGCGCUACUUUUGCAUACUGGCUCUCUUUCCAGUCUGAACUUAUUUCAAAGGUGCAGAACACCAUGGCCGUUCCGGCUGCUCUGAUCCCCCCAUCGUCUCUGGUCCAGCCGUGUCCGAUCUCAACUUCUUCGUCAGCAUCAUCAUCAGCAUCAUCAUCGUCAUCCUCCGCGAACGCCGCAAUAUCAUCCUCGCCCUCGGCCACUUCUGCGUCUCCCUCUCAAUCAGCGACCCAGAAUCUGUUCCGAUCGGACCUUAUCAGCGCUAACGCCAGCAUCCCUCUGCCCGGUAAGCCCGUGUACUCGACCCCAUCUCCUGUUGAAAACACUCCGCAGAAUAAUGAGUGCAGGAUGGUGGAGCUCAGGGGUGCCAAGGUGGCCUCUUUCACAGUGGACGGACAGGAGCUCAUCUGCCUGCCCCAGGCGUUUGAUCUGUUCCUCAAACACCUGGUUGGAGGACUGCAUACCGUCUACACCAAACUCAAGCGACUGGAGAUCACGCCGGUGGUGUGUAACGUGGAGCAGGUCCGCAUCCUGCGUGGACUGGGGGCCAUCCAGCCCGGGGUCAACCGCUGCAAACUCAUCUCCAGAAAAGACUUCGAGACCCUCUACAAUGACUGCACUAAUGCAAGCUCAAGACCCGGGAGGCCUCCAAAACGGACCCAGAGUGUGACAUCGCCGGAGAACCCGCACAUCAUGCCGCAUUCUGUGCCGGGCCUUAUGUCGCCAGGAAUCAUUCCCCCAACAGGUCUAACAGCUGCCGCUGCGGCAGCUGCAGCAGCCACCAAUGCUGCCAUCGCUGAGGCCAUGAAGGUGAAGAAGAUCAAACUCGAGGUCAUGAGCAGCUACCAUGGCAACAGCACCCACCACGGUGCCGACUCAGAGAAUGGAGAUCUCAGUUCCAGUGUGGGCUUGGAACUGCCGUUUAUGAUGAUGUCCCACCCCCUGAUCCCUGUCAGCCUGCCUCCCGCAUCCGUCACCAUGGCGAUGAGUCAGAUGAACCACCUCAGCACCAUCGCCAGUAUGGCCGCUGCAGCACAGGGACAGAGUGCCCCAUCCAGAAUGGUGACAUCAGUGAUUAAGGAGCGGGUCCCAGACAGUCCCUCCCCUGCCCCCUCUAUGGAAGACGGCAGGAGGCCAGGGAGCCGACCCUCAUCCCAGCGCAGCAGCAGCGUCUCCAGCUCUCCCGCGCACACCGAGAGCUCCUCCGACAGAAUGCCUGUGCAUCAGAACGGACUGUCAAUGAACCAGGCAUUACUGGGCCUGUCUCCCAACAUAUUACCAGGACCUAAGGAGGGCGACCUGGCAACACAUGACAUUGGCCAUGAGGCCAAGAGAAUGCACCUGGAGAAAGAAGAAAACCCCCUGUGCACACCAACAGCGAGAGACAGCUAUGAGAGGAUGUCACUAGCAGGUCAGGCUUUACCUCCAGGAUUCCCCUCACCUUUCCUCUUCCCUGAUGGACUGUCAUCCAUAGAGACACUUCUGACUAACAUUCAGGGUUUACUGAAGGUGGCGAUUGAUAACGCCCGCACUCAGGAGAAACAAGUGCAGCUGGAGAAGACAGAGCUGAAGAUGGAGCUGUUUAGAGAGAGAGAGCUUAGAGAGACCCUAGAGAAACAACUGGCUGUUGAGCAGAAGAACAGAGCAAUCAUUCAGAAGCGAUUGAAAAAAGAGAAGAAAGCAAAGAGGAAAUUGCAAGAAGCGCUGGAGUACGAGUCAAAACGACGAGAGCAGGUUGAACAGUCCCUGAAACAAACAUCACCCACAGAAAGUCUCAGAUUACUCAGUGACUCGUUGACCCAGGAGAUAGAGACUGACCGCAGCAGUGGCAGAACAGAUGCUGAGAGGACAAUACAAGGGAUGAACAGGAAUCAGAUUCAGAUACUUUAAAUCAACUUUUUACAAAUAAUCAAUGGAACACAUUAUCAAAAUGAUUUGAUAUCUGUGGUAUCACUGAGCAAACAAAAUAACCAAGCCAAUAGAAAUGGUAUGUUCACACACGUCACUUCUGCACCAGAUAUUCCUAUCACACCAACUGCCUAAUUUCAGCCAACACAGAUCUUCCUUGCUCUUUCACCACUUCACUGUAUGUGUUUUGUUGUCCUUUCGCUCAUCAUAAUUAAAUUAUUUAUAUACACUAUCCACAAGGAGAGAAAACGCUGCUUAAAGGCAGUGAUGCAGUAUUCCUGCGCACAUAGGAAAUGUUCUGGUUAUAAAUGUCAAACAAGCUCCUGAGCCAUGUCAAACAGAUGCUUUUACCAGCAGAGACAAAGAUAGCUGCCACCCAUUCAGGCAUGAACUCACCGCGAAAGAUCACUGGAAAUGGACAAAGCUCUUUUGUUUGCAGGUGGCGGAGAUAGAGUUGCAGAAGAAUAGCAACAUUUAACAUUUUUAAAGUUCUUUACAUCAUGAGUGAAAUAUUGUGUUCAAACAAGCAUGUCAGCAGAAAUAUCUUAAAUAUGUGACAUGCAUUAAUCCAGGGUUGAAAUUGUUAUAGUUAGUCUCUAAAUUUUGCAUUUGCAUUGCAUCACUUUUGCUUAAAGACCCCAUACUAAUCAAAAUUGUUUUGUGACUUUUACUCCAUAUCUAUUAGCUUUGAAGCUAUCUAUAUGCUAGUAUGCACCUUAAUGUUGAUAAAACUCUUUCAUAACUUAGCAGAUAUACAUCUUUCUUUUCUGGAAAAACCAACCAAAAAUAUUGAUCAUACAUCUUGCACUACACAGAUUUUUGCCUAAUAGGGGCUGUCUAAAAUGAGAAUGUCAAUCCCUCUAAUACCAUCUGCAGCUGACCAGAAAGUAGCAAAUAAUGAUUCAUUGCUGUGACGUAAUUACAAAAACAUUUCAUGAGGUUUGAUUCCAUGGGGUCUUUAAUUUUGGUUUAUGGCUCAACUCUGUCUAGUAUGCUUAUUUUUUUCUCUCCCUGUGUUU
Molecule: messenger RNA, 3403 nt
Organism: Myxocyprinus asiaticus (Chinese sucker)
Lineage: Eukaryota; Metazoa; Chordata; Actinopteri; Cypriniformes; Catostomidae
Product: dachshund homolog 1-like
Exons: 11
Coding region: 540-2366 (608 amino acids)
Source: RefSeq, a predicted model, not a curated record